Leishmania braziliensis MHOM/BR/75/M2904 is the source of this 2832-nucleotide messenger RNA. RefSeq names its product putative DEAH-box RNA helicase. The record is from RefSeq and is a predicted model, not a curated record. Gene Ontology annotation, molecular function: RNA binding; ATP binding. The coding region runs from base 1 to 2832 and encodes 943 amino acids. Gene Ontology annotation, cellular component: intracellular anatomical structure; catalytic step 2 spliceosome. Lineage: Eukaryota; Euglenozoa; Kinetoplastea; Trypanosomatida; Trypanosomatidae. The transcript has a single exon.
AUGGACAAGGAGGCUUUGCGGAGGGCUCAGCAGGCUUCGCGGGCGGCCUUCCUACGUAAGGAAGCGGCUCAGCGUCAUAAGGCAGCCAACACAGUUGUCGAGCAAAAGCUGAGGGACAUUGAGCAAGGCGUCGUUCCUGCAUCUGUAGUCGAGGCGGACUUCUUGCUGCACCGCUCCGCCGAGGUAAGCACCGCGAGUGACCUUUUCGACGUCGCACGCCGGCGCCAGGCCCUCGGUGGCGAAGACGAGGCCUUGGAUCGAUGGAGCGAGCUGGCAGCAGAGCUGCAGCGUCAUUCACACCUAGCCACAUCUCCCGCCGACAUAUUUUCAGUUGCGAAGGAGGCGAACAACAAUAAUGCUCGUGUGGCGUCUGCCCAGGCCUCGGCAGAGGCGGUGGACGCGGCAUCACGGCCCCUCUCCUCCGCAGGUUAUGUGGCGAUGAGUGAGCCGGAGGUGGCGGAGCGGUUGGCAAAGAACGACUAUGUGCGAGAGAGAACGUUCAGUGAGCUCCAGGAGGAGCGUGCCGUAGCUCUGCAGGGCCAGAAGGCGCGACUUCAGCAACAGCGCAGAGGUCUGCCAAUAUUUCAAAUGCGGGAGAGGCUGGUGCAGCUCAUUCGCGACAAUCGCGUGGUAAUCAUUGUGGGGGAGACUGGAUCGGGGAAGACGACACAGCUGCUUCAGUACCUCUAUGAGGAGGGCUUCCACCUUGGACCCCAAACGCGAGAUGGGCAGCUCCCCACCCCUGCACGGUCGGCUGCUUCCUCGAUGGUGAAGACUGAGGCUAACGGCGAAGGGGAUGGCGCCCUUGCGGAGGAGGGGGCGGAAGAGGCGCUCCGACUCAUCUGCACACAACCUCGACGAAUCGCCGCCAUUAGUGUCGCAGAACGCGUCGCGCAGGAAGUAGGCUGCCCUUGUGGCAGCAUUGUAGGAUAUAAGGUGCGCUUCGAUGACAAGACGGGUCCCCUCACUCGAAUCCUCUACGUGACGGACGGUAUGAUGCUGAAAGAGUUCACCAAUGACCCCGAUCUCUCCUCGGUCGGUGCCAUUAUGGUCGACGAAGCCCACGAGCGCUCUCUGAGCACCGACAUUCUGCUCGGCCUCCUGCGCGAUGUCAUUCGUCGCAACCCGAACCUGAAAGUAAUCGUCGCCAGUGCAACCAUCAACGCUGAAAAGUUCAGCGACUUCUUCAAUAAAGCGCCGGUGUUCACUGUUAGCGGACGCACCUACCCAGUUGAGCUCUUCUACUCAGACGAGCCGGUGGCGGACUACGUGACGGAGUCGGCCCAGACGGUGCUGGCUUUGCACCUAUCGAAGCCGCUUCCCGGCGAUGUGUUGGUAUUCUUGCCGGGCCAAGAUGCCAUCGAGACGUGCGCAGAGACCCUUCAGUCGUAUUUGGACGAGGCGAAGGGCCAGAUGCGGCCACUUCUCAUUCUCCCGAUUUACUCCUCGAUGUCACCAAAGGAGCAGGCCCGCAUCUACGAGCGCACGCCGCCUGGCAUGCGGAAGGUAGUGAUCGCCACGAACAUCGCCGAAACAUCCAUCACGAUUGAUGGCGUUGUCUAUGUGGUGGACUGUGGACUCUGCAAGCAGGACUAUUACAACCCGCAGGCAAUGGUGGAGGAGCUGCGGGUGGUGCCGACAUCUCAGGCAAGCGCCACGCAGCGCGCGGGGCGAGCCGGUCGAACGCAGCCAGGUGAGUGCUAUCGGCUAUUCACGGCCUACACCUUCCACAACGAGCUGCCGCCAGAGACGAUACCAGAGAUCUUGCGCUGCUCGAUGAGUGCAGUUGUACUGCAGCUGAAAGCACUCGGCAUUCACAACCUCCUCCAGUUUGACUUUCUUGAUGCCCCGUCGACCGCGUCACUGGAGCGCGCGUUGGACCUUCUUUUCCUCCUCGGCGCCAUGAAACCGGACGGCCGGCUGACUGUCACGGGGCGACGCAUGGCUGAGUUCCCGCUGGAGCCAUCUUUGAGCAAAUGCUUGAUUCGCGCGUGCGCUCUGGGCUGCGGGCGGCACAUGGCCAUGGCAGCCGCCAUGAUCACGCUUGACAGCAUCUUCAUAAACACGCGCGAUGCCAAGGAGCGGAGUCAUAUUAAGAGCGCCAGAGAGCAUCUUUUCGGCUUUGGUAACGGUGACGUGACCGGGUACAUCCGACUCAUGGAGGAGUGGCUGCGUGCGGGCCCGCGCGCUGGCGAGUUUUGCCGCUCCAACUACAUCAACGUGCGCUCGAUGCUGCGCGCACGGGAUGUAUUGGACCAGAUUCUGAAGACGUUUGACCGCAUUGGCCUUGACGUGGAGCUUGUCUCCGCCAAUAGCGGCAACGACAGCAAGGUCCUUGACGACGACGACGGUGCGCUCGAGAAGGCACUGAGCGGUGCUGUAAAUCAGAUCGACGUGGAGUCCAUCACGAAGGCGCUUCUGUCGGGGUUCUUCUUUAAUGUGGCGAAGCUGGAGGCGAACGGCUGGUCGUAUUCGGUCGUUCGACCAAUUGACAGCGGCGUGCCAGCUGGACCGAAGCGACUCGAGAGCGUGGGCGCCGAUGACGCUUCCCUCGCCGAGAUCCACCCUGCCAGCUUUCUGUUUGCUGCCGGACGCAGGUCUACCUCGAGUCGAGAUCUUUUGGGUGCCACAGGGGCUGAGGCUGGUGUUCCCGCUGUUCUGCGAGAGAGACCCGCUCUCGUUGUGUUUCUGCAAAUGAGGCGGACAACGAAGCGCUUCAUGACGCACGUCACUGCUAUCGCGUCUGCGGAGUGGGUACUGCAGAGUGCUCCGAUAAAUUACUUCCAGCCUAAGGAGCUCGAGACAGGUUUGCGCAAACGACAACGUGCGUGA